CCUGCUCGACCAAUCAGAGAAGGCGUUGUUUUGUUGUCGACGUCAACUAGUAGAAGUGUCACAGAGUCUGCAGCAGGAGGGACGUGAUCUUACUUUGUGCUAAAUUAACGAUGGAGGUGGAUCAGCUGCUGUCUCUGUCGGGUUCAGCCUUGGCUCAGGCCAUCAGUUCUCUGCUGGAGACUCCGGGGCUUUAUGUUUUUUCAGACAUACUGGAGCUGCCAAACGUUCGAGAGUUGGAGACAGGUCCUCAUGCUCCCGUCUAUCAGCUCCUCAAUCUCUUUGCUUAUGGAACCUACUCUGACUACAAAGAGAGGGCGGCCUCGCUCCCAGAGUUAACACCUUCCCAGAAGAACAAGCUCCGUCACCUGUCAAUCAUCAGUCUGGCCUCCAACCUGAAGUGUCUGCCUUACUCGCUGCUGCUGCAGCAGUUGGAGCUGAAGAACGUGCGCGAGCUGGAGGACUUGCUUAUCGAGGCCGUCUACUGCGACAUCAUCCACGGCAAACUGGACCAGCGCAACCAGCAGGUGGAGGUGGACUUCAGCGUGGGCCGCGACCUCGGUCCUAACGAGCUGCCGACCAUCGCCAACACACUACAGGAGUGGUGUGCAGGAUGUGAGGCGGUGUUGUGUGGAAUUGAGGAGCAAGUCUCCAGAGCUAAUCAGUACAGGGAGAGCCAACUCAAGGUGAAAGUGCAAGUGGAGACCGAGGUGUCAAACCUACAGAAAACCCUGAAGGCCAGCUCCGCUUCACCAUCUUCUGGCCCCACCCCCGGUGGGGCGGCGUCCAAUCAAGAUGCAGAUCAACCGGCUGAGCCGCGAGACCCUGCCUCUUCUCAGGAAUCACGGCAACCAGGGAAAAAGAGUUCAAAAGUCAAAGGGCUUCGCGGGAGCGGGAAGAUCUGGUCAAAGUCGAACUGAGCCCACAGGCACGUAAAGAUCACACCGAGGUGCAGAAUCGCUGACUUGUUGAGCAGAUGAACAGAGACACUUUGACACCCUUUGGAUGGAUCCACACUGGCAGAAGAACUAGUGAGCAGAUUGCAGCUUCUUCACAACACUGCUGUACAGGCAUCAUAUAACCACAGACUUUACAGAUACAAAACUCGGAUUAAAGACUUUUGUGUGUGUGUGUGUGUGUGUGUGUGUGUGUGUGUGUGUUUGAGAGAGAUAGCGAGAGCGUGAGGAAAGAACAGACUGUGCAUAAAUACAUGCUUGUAAAUGUUUUAAAUCUAUUUGUUUUCCUUCUUUUCUCUGAGUGUUCCGAGUUGCUUCGUUCCAUAAUUAUUAUGUAAGACGACGAUAAAGGAAUAAACAUUUUCCCUCUGUCACUA
Molecule: messenger RNA, 1330 nt
Organism: Ictalurus furcatus (blue catfish)
Lineage: Eukaryota; Metazoa; Chordata; Actinopteri; Siluriformes; Ictaluridae
Gene: cops7a
Product: COP9 constitutive photomorphogenic homolog subunit 7A
Exons: 8
Coding region: 111-917 (268 amino acids)
Biological process (GO): COP9 signalosome assembly
Cellular component (GO): COP9 signalosome
Source: RefSeq, a predicted model, not a curated record